Entrophospora sp. SA101 is the source of this 627-nucleotide messenger RNA. Lineage: Eukaryota; Fungi; Glomeromycota; Glomeromycetes; Entrophosporales; Entrophosporaceae. The record is from the annotation of a GenBank genome assembly.
AUGAGAUACUUCUCCGGGGCUUCAAUUCGUUACGGGACAGCAGAAAUGAGACAAAAGAGGGGACAGAUACACAAUAUAGUCAAGCUAAUAGCAAUGACAAGAAUGACAAAUGAUGCCAACAUUGUUUUCGAGUGUUCCAACCAAGAAAAAAUUAAAGAACUGCAAUCAAGCUUGGGGAAAUUGUUCCAAGACAGUACUUUGGAAUGCUCUACAUGGACAAAAAAAACCGCUGAAAUGCCGUGUCACCUUGUGCUCCCGGACGAUGAACCUGAAAACAAAGAUGACAGUUCCUCCUUUGAAAUAUUAAGUGAAUCUGAUAGUUGUCGUGUGGCAACUUCCCUUUGCCUUGAUCUCCAAACUGAAGAUCCUAAAGAAAAUACUAUAAUGGAGCUUCGAUGUUACGUAAUGGAAGUUAAACAGUUUAAUUCAGAUGGUCAUGCAUUAUGGUCUCUCGGGGAUUAUUUCGAAAUCAUAUCAAAGGAGGAAUCUGAAAAAGACUACGAUGAUCGGAUAGCAUGGGACGUUUUAAAUGACGGAAUUGCGUUUGUGCUACAUAAAUAUACACCAGGAGAAUUAGAUAUUCCCUCCUCAAUCAAGGAUGAUAUAAAAAAGAAAAAGCAUUAUUGA